Messenger RNA from Puccinia graminis f. sp. tritici CRL 75-36-700-3, 420 nucleotides. RefSeq lists its product as uncharacterized. The transcript has 2 exons. The record is from RefSeq and is a predicted model, not a curated record. NCBI's taxonomy places the organism in Eukaryota, Fungi, Basidiomycota, Pucciniomycetes, Pucciniales, Pucciniaceae. Bases 1 to 420 code for a protein of 139 amino acids.
AUGUGGAUCGCUGCGUGCAAGAACAAAACUGUGGUGUGGGAGCCGUUCCAUCAAGAGGGUCCUACUAGGAGCUUUUUGAUGACAUCAGGCGGCAUUGAACCGGUAGAUAUUCAGAGUCCUCAGCUUCUCAAGGCUCUAAGCAAUUCCAAAACCGUAUACAUCGUGGAUGGUCAUGCCCCGGCACUUCAUCUUAAUACCUGGACUCUCCUCAUCACCUCUCCAGAGCGCGAGCAUUACCGUCAUUUACUCAAGCGACGGGAUUCAUGCCUAUUGUACAUGUCACCUUGGAGUUACGAGGAAAUGCAAAUUUGCAAAUCCAUUCUCUAUCCUGAUGAAGCAAUCUUACCCACAACGCUCAUGGACCGGCUUUUCGAGUGGUACGGUGGCGUACCAAGAUACGUCCUUGGCCGGAACUCGUGA